AUGUCAUCUAGAGUCAUGUCGACUCGUGAGCUGCUAGACGCUCUCCCCAGUGCUCAACAGCUGGAGUGGUCAAAGGUGGUUUGGUCUGAUGAAUGCUACGUUCAUCUCUCGGACAACAAGGGUCGGAUUUGGGUUACACGUACCUCGGACAAAGUCUACAACCAAGAUUGUCUCGCUCCCUCUUUCAAGCAGUCCCCAAUCCGUGUCAUGGUUUGGGGUUGCAUCGCGCACGGAUGGAAAGGGCCAUUGAUUGUGCUCGAGUAUCCUGGAGGCAAGGGCGGUGGGAUGACGGCGAAGCGAUACCAAGACCAGGUUCUCAGAAAGGUCCUCUUCAGGUCGUUGGACGAGGUGAAGCAGAAACGCGGUGGACGAGGGAAGAUUCAUGUGACAAUCAACCCAAAAACAAAGUCGAAAAGAGAAGUGAAUUCGAAGACUGGAGAAUACAACCAAGUAGCUACAGUAUUUAUACCCAAAUCCAGUCUGAGUCAUAUCUACAACUAA
This is a messenger RNA of Mycena citricolor, 501 nucleotides long. The record is from the annotation of a GenBank genome assembly. NCBI's taxonomy places the organism in Eukaryota, Fungi, Basidiomycota, Agaricomycetes, Agaricales, Mycenaceae.